Messenger RNA from Agrilus planipennis (emerald ash borer), 3765 nucleotides. RefSeq names its product sonic hedgehog protein (gene hh). The coding region runs from base 415 to 1380 and encodes 321 amino acids. Gene Ontology annotation, biological process: multicellular organism development; smoothened signaling pathway; protein autoprocessing. Lineage: Eukaryota; Metazoa; Arthropoda; Insecta; Coleoptera; Buprestidae. The record is from RefSeq and is a predicted model, not a curated record. The transcript is spliced from 3 exons. Gene Ontology annotation, molecular function: patched binding; calcium ion binding.
UGUGGCACCCCCAUCACGUUCUUUCGAACCUCUUUGUCGGUUAUAACGUUGACAGGAAUAACAAAAGUCAAAAAUAGCCACGAAACAUUGUCUUGUAUCUUUGUACCUACUUAUAUCGCACUGUGCUAUUGCUAAUUCUAAGUAAGUACACAAGUCAAGUUUGUUCAUGGUUUAGUCGUAUUAUUUUAGGCCUGUUAACAGGUAGGACUCAAAACGCUUCUUUCAACCUGUGACGAAUCUGGUUAUUGUCGUCCAAGAUUACCGAACACCCCACGGCGCGGCCGUAGCUUCUCGUCCUAACAGUCCGUAAGAAAAGUGAAAAUUGAUUUCACGUACGUCACUCACACCAUACACAUUACUAGCCGUCGAAAUGGGAAACGCCAAAAUAUUGGAACCAUCCAUUCGAUUCACGUCAUGCCCGUUAGGUGCAAAGAGAAAUUAAAUACCUUGGCGAUAAGUGUCAUGAACAUGUGGCCAGGAGUGAAAUUGAGGGUUACUGAAGGCUGGGAUGAAGAAGAUCAUCACACGAGCGAUUCGUUGCACUACGAAGGACGAGCGGUAGACGUAACGACAUCUGACCGCGACAGAUCGAAAUACGGCAUGCUCGCGAGACUCGCGGUCGAAGCAGGCUUCGACUGGGUCUAUUACGAAAGUCGAGCUCAUAUUCAUUGCUCAGUUAAGUCAGAAUCUUCUCAAGCUGCCAAAUAUGGAGGUUGUUUCUCUGGAGAUACAUCAGUGAUAACAACGAACGGAAGACGUCGUAAGCUAUCAGAACUUCGAAUAGGGGAAUCGGUGUUAUCGUGGGAUUCUAAUACAAACCGAUUUGUGUUCAGUGAGGUGCUAAUGUUUUUGGAUUGGGAUCCGAUGCAGAGGCGACCUUUUCUACAAAUAAAGACUGUUUCCGGUCGGACUCUAACAGUGACACCGUCACAUUUGCUUUUAACGACGUUCUCCAACGACACGAGGAUAGUGUUUGCGGAAAGAUUACGUGUUGGUGAUAAACUUAUAGUAAUAAACGAAAAAAACUCUUUAAUUAAUGAAAAAAUUGUGAGUAUCAGGCCGAUAAUUAAACGGGGAGUUUUCGCCCCUCUAACAACCACCGGUACCAUUAUAGUAAAUGAUGUUGUCGCAUCCUGUUACGCAGUUAUAGAUAGUCAAUCGAUAGCCCAUUGGGCAUUUUUACCUUUCCGAUUAGCUUUAAAUGCAAAAGAUGGCUUCGCAAGGAUAUGGAGUUUAUUAGCAAAACCGAUCGAAGGAUGGAAAGACACUUCCGCAACAGUUACAAAAACAACCCUACCCACGCCUGGGAUUCAUUGGUAUGCCACAAGUUUAUAUAAUGUCGCUAAAUAUAUUGUCCCUUCGUAUUUACUUUAUACUUAAUCGAACUCAUUCCUUGUUGGCAAAUUUGAUGGACUGCACUCGCUGUUAUCGAUCAAAAUGUCACAAGAAUAAAUAAUCAAACUGUCUCGAACUGUUGGUGGAUCUUUACUUUUUGUUUCUAAAAUUAUUUUUUAUGUAACACAGAAUUAACUACAUUUCACAUUUUAAGAUUUUCGUAAAGGUUAAAGUACAGUGUAAACUCAUAUAACGAAAUUUAAUGAACUGAGUAUUUUAUUACGUUAUUGAGAGUUUUCGUUAAAUGGAAGAUAGAAAAUAUAACAUAAGUUUCUCUUACAGAUAAAUAAUCUUAAAUAUCUACUUGAUCACAUGUGUCAAAAUAUUUACAAAUAUAGUUAUAACACUCACAAGUGUAGGUAAGCAAUUAAUAACAAAUGCUAGACAAUAAAACCAAUCGAUAGAACUGUUCUUAUUAAUUUCGGCAACUUAGGUAUCGUUUUCAACCGGACAAUUUUUUUCGCUAUUGCGUAUAUCAUUGUAUGGGUAAUAAAGUAAACCAACUAAGCACAUGUAAUUUCUACGCAUUGGGGAGUUACUCAUUGAAUAUGUGCUUGUUAUAUGGAGUUUACAUUCUGAUUGUUUAGAUCAGGGGUGACUAACCCGAUUCAUCAUAGUUUUAUAAAAUAUGUUUAUUUUAUAAUUGCCAAACUAAGGAAAACCAAUGUAUCGAAAAAAAAAAACAUUACUCGUAUAUCCAUAUUUAAAAAUUAACUGCCGAAAUUAUGAGAAAAAAACAAUAUUUUUGUGAAUAUAUGACAAAUAUUGCCUAUUUUAUUAAUGACAUUACAGUUAUGAUUUCAAAAAAAUGCCUACAGUGGAUAUGGAGAUCUAUAAUUUUAUAUGCGGCCCGCGGAGUCGUUAUUUAUUUCCAAAAAUGAUCAUUUAAGUUGACUACUCCUGGUUUAGAUAAUAAGACCAUUAUUAAGAAUGGGAGAAAGAGGCGUAAAAUAAAUUAACUAAAUUCUAACUUUCUCAUAGGAGCAGCAAAACAAAGCAAAAAUUACUCCAUAAUUUUUUUAACUACGUUUCCACCUAAAACACUUUGUUCUACAAAGUCAUCUCUACCACUACAGCUAUUCCCACCUCUUAUCGAUUGUUUAAAUCUUUAAACUUAAACAAUAGUUAAAUUCAAAAUUUUUGGCAUUCACGACAAAAAUUAAAAUUGAUUAUUGUACUUUUUCAACAUUUUCAACGACGUAUCAAAGAGUAAAGACACAAUAACAGAUAUAUAAUAUAUCGAAUAGAAAAUAAGAAAAAACUAUGCCGGCUGCGGCUAUUGUUCCUUUUAUUUUAACGGAAAACAAAAAUGGCAUUGCAAUCUCUAGCAAAUCAAUGAGAUUGCAAACAUCACAUGUAACCGAAAUGAAAAUCUCAUUAGUUUAUUUUUACAGCAAUUUCAUCUCAUAAAAUGUUGAUAUUUGGUAUAGUUUUUAAGCAGGUAAGCAAUAACUUGUGAAAAUGUUUACCUUAGUAAAAUUUGUGUAGUAUAUCUGACAUUUCGUCUAUUGUUCUAAUUAUCUUUUAACUUCGUAUUGGGGAAAAGAAAUGCAGAAACUGAAUCCAAGCAUACUUACCAAGAAUUCCGAGAUGAAAUGCCCGUUUCGAAGGACUACAAGAGAGUGAAAACAACCACAUGACAGUGAUAUUAAUCAAAUUUUCUAAAAAAGUGUUUAUUAUUUUUUUCCUUUUACUAUUCUAAUACAAUAUUAAGGAUUAGUCCCAUGGUUAAACAAAUAUUUUGAUGGUCAAACUUGUAAAUUUUUUGUAUAAAGGUAAUGAAUAAAAACAAAAAUUUUUUGUAAAACUUAUCAAAUUCACUGUUGUGUGGACUAUUUUCAGUCUUCCUAGUCCUAAUCUAAAAUUUACAAAAUGAAACUACUAAAAGUAUGUAUUAGUAUUAUUAUGCAGCUUGUCACUGCUAAUUAAAAAGUAUUAAACAUUAUUCGUACUUAAGUCGAGUUUGACAUUCAUCAACAGUUAAUUAAAUUAGUCAAUCUGUUAUUGCCGUAGAAAUAAAAUAAUGUAACAGAAAACGUUUAUGUAGAACUAAACCCAACUUUGUGAUUGUAAAUAGGCGUUUUAUUUGUAGCCAGUUUAUGUAUAUAAUGUACAAUGUAAAUUUUAUAGUUACUGAAAUGUUUGUAAAUUAUAACUAUUUAUGUAAUAUAUAUUUAUGGUGAUAAAUUUUAUUUGAUAAUAAAUAAAACAUUUUUACAAUAGCUUCUUCUCCAUGUUGACAAAUCGAAAGGUAUCAACGCUUCGUCUAUUAAAAAAAUGGAUCUCAGAACAGUUACUUUAGCAAAAUUUCAAUCUAGGAAUUGAAUUAAAUAACUAGAUAAUAAAAAUUAUGUUUAAUAAAAAUUUUUA